AUGGCCGACUUCUCUUCCGCGCCCGUGGGCAACUCAGACUCCUCGGAACGUCCUACCAACAACAGUGCUUCCAAGCCUUCCCUGGAGACUGCCAAGCUGUCCAGCCUGCCCGACCUCAGUUUGCCCCCAAAGCCAGUCUUUGUCGAAGGCUCCACGACUGGGAACAAUGCUUCCGGUGCCCUGAACCCCGACAGCAAUGCCGCUGCUAAGAAGGAUGACUCACCCUCCAGCUCGGUCGGCGGUGGACUUUUUAAUGGAAGCACCGCGGUUACCGAUAAAAAGGACAGUACCGAUUUUGCCAAGCCCGUCACGCCCGUGAGUGAGGCCAACGGCGGCAUCGACACGUUCCACAGCGCCUCCGGUGGCGGCAACGGCAGCAGCGACAACAAGCCUACCACUGCACCCCUACCAUUAAUUGAUGAGGCGCCAGCAGAGAAGCCGGGACCAUCAGAACCUACUGCAACCAGCAGCGUCCCCACCGCCUCGGCCCCCUCCGUGACGCUCAUCGCGCCGACGGCGCCCACCACUAAUGGCAGCGCGGUGCCGUCCUUGCCAUCCGGCCUCCCCCCCAAGCCAGCAGAGCCGUCUGCGCCUUCUCAGGCAGUUGCGCCCGCUGAAUCUGUCACAUCCGGCAAUGCUAUCGUUGGUGAGAAGCGCAAGGCCGACGAAGCGGCCGACGACAAGUCCGCAGCAGCGGCUCCCGAAGCAUCUGCUCCCGCACCCGUCAGCUCCCUCUUUGGCGGCUCCGCGGCUAUUUCAUCGUCACUCCCCGCCAAACCGCUUGCCGCCACCGUCGAGUCUGCCGAUGACAGCGAGGACGGCGCAUCCGCCGCCAAGAAGCUCAAGACCGACACCAAGGCCGAGACGGCAACGGCUGCCGAUGCGGCGCCCACGUCCACUCCGGCUGCGCCGCCCGUCGAGGUCCCUGCGCCCUCGCCCGUCACCGUCGCGACCCCCGCUGCCGACCCCAUCACAGCCCCUGUGGGCGCACCUGCUGGCGUGGCGCCUGCUCUCGAAGUGAACCUCGGGCCGGCUCCCUCGGCCGACGAAAUCGCGUCGACCUCAACAACGGCCCUCGGCGUCAAAAAGAGCAACAGCCGCGCCAAGCGCGAGAAGAAGCCGCUUCCGCCUGUUGGUAAAACGGCACGCAAGACGCGCAGCCAAGGACCAGCGUAG
Messenger RNA from Sporothrix schenckii 1099-18, 1176 nucleotides. RefSeq lists its product as uncharacterized. The record is from RefSeq and is a predicted model, not a curated record. Lineage: Eukaryota; Fungi; Ascomycota; Sordariomycetes; Ophiostomatales; Ophiostomataceae. Bases 1 to 1176 code for a protein of 391 amino acids. The transcript has 2 exons.